Messenger RNA from Symbiodinium pilosum, 447 nucleotides. Lineage: Eukaryota; Dinophyceae; Suessiales; Symbiodiniaceae. The record is from the annotation of a GenBank genome assembly.
AUGCCACCAAAGGCGAAGCAGCAGGUGGAAGCUGUAUCCCUCGGACCUCAGGUCAGAGAGGGCGAGAUCGUGUUCGGAGUUGCGCACAUUUACGCCUCCUUCAAUGACACCUUUGUGCACGUCACGGACCUGUCUGGGCGUGAAACGAUUAUGCGCGUGACCGGUGGCAUGAAGGUGAAGGCCGACCGGGAUGAGUCGUCUCCCUAUGCAGCCAUGCUGGCAGCGCAGGAUGUUGCCGCACGUUGCAAGGAGCUUGGCAUCGGCGCGCUGCAUAUCAAGUUGCGAGCUACAGGCGGCACCAAGACCCGGACGCCCGGCCCGGGAGCACAGAGCGCCCUUCGAGCGCUGGCGCGAUCGGGCAUGAAGAUUGGGCGCAUCGAGGAUGUGACGCCGAUCCCAACGGACUGCACCCGACGCAAGUGCGGACGCCGUGGACGGCGUUUGUGA